GCGGCGCGAGGGACGGCGGCUGCGGGGAGCCGGGCAUUUCCCUGCUGAGGGAUGCAGACACCACGGCCCCGGGAACCAGAGCUCUCGCCGCUGCAGCCCUUGCCGCCGGGAUGGGACGCUAGGAUCGUUUUCCUUCUACUUCUCGCUCUUUUUAAUUUUUCUUGCCCUUUUUUUUUUUUCCCCAAUUUUUAAUUUUUCCCAUCUCGCCGUUUCGCAUCACUUCUCUGCCCAAAAAAUCAACCGCAUCAUGGAGGCCCUUUGAUGCGUCCGCCCGCCGCGCCGGCUGCCCCCGCGGCUGAGGGAAGCCCUCCGGGCCGUGCCCGAUUCCCCGAGGGGGCUCCCCGCGGCCCGGCCCGCCCCUGCCCCGCGGCGCUGAGCCGGGAUGCCGCUGCGGCGGCCGGAGAGCCCCGCUGCCGCCUGACGGGGGGCUCUUCCUUCCUUCCGACGACGGGAACCUGCAUGUCACCCCCGCGGCGGCCGCCCGCCCGCCCGCGACCGAGGCGGCGCGGGACGUGCCCAGCGCGGCGUGAGGAGCGCAGCCGGCUCCCCGGGGCGGCCGGGCGGGUGUCGGUCCUCGCUGUUCUUUGUUAAUAAAUCGUUGAUUUUUUUUUUUUUUUUUUUUGGCCCCAAAGCACACCCCAAAGCGCACCCCCGGCACAGCGCAGCGCCGAGCGGGACCGCGAGGAGUGAGCGCUGCUCGGCGGGAGCGCGGACGCGGAGGCACCGGUAACAGAUGUGCAGUUUGGCCCUAUGAGACUUCAUCAAGAUCAACUUCAGGUACUUUUAGUGUUUGCUGAGGAGGAUGACCAGAGUAAUGGGUUCCGCUGGGCGUGUGACAAGGCUGGAUUUCGAUGUAAUAUUGCCAGGACACCUCAGUCUGCGCUAGAAUGUUUUCUAGAUAAACACCAUGACAUUAUCAUUAUUGACCAUAGACAUUCCAGAUACUUUGAUGCAGAAGCGUUAUGCAGGUCUAUCAGAACAACGAAAGCCUCCGAAAAUACAGUUAUUAUUUGUGUAGUACAAAGGCACACUGAUCGUGAAGAGUCAUCAAUAUUUCCCCUGAUCUCUGCUGGCUUCACAAGGAGAUAUAUAGAAAAUUCUAGUAGAAUGGCCUGUUACAAUGAGUUGAUUCAGCUGGAAUUUGGACAGGUGCAGGCACAAUUCAAACUAAGGGCAUGUAAUUCAUUAUUUACAGCAUUAGAGAAAAGUCAAGAAGCCAUUGAGAUCACAAGUGAAGACCAUGUAAUACAGUACGUCAAUCCUGCUUUUGAAACGAUGAUGGGCUAUCAGAUAGGUGAACUAAUAGAAAAGGAAUUAACAGAAGUGCCUAUAAAUGAAAAAAAAGCUGAUUUCCUAGAUACUAUUAAUUCCUGCAUAAAGAUAGGAAAGGAAUGGCAAGGAAUGUACUAUGCGAAAAAGAAAAAUGGAGAUAGCAUACAACAAAAUGUGAAGAUACUACCUGUCAUUGGACAGGGAGGAAAGAUUAGACACUAUGUGUCAAUUAGUAGACUGUGCAAUGACAACAAUAAGGUGGAGAAGACAUGUGAAUGUAUUCAGGCUGAAUCUCAGACAGAUACUCAGACUUGCAGACACAAAGACAUGAGGAAGGGAUCCCUGGAUGUCAGAUCCACAACAUCACGAGGGAGUGAUGGCAGCUCCCAGCGGCGCCGCUCCUCCAUGGCCAGGGUCCAUUCCAUGACUAUCGAGGCACCCAUCACCAAGGUAAUAAACAUCAUCAAUGCUGCACAAGAGAGCAGUCCCAUGCCAGUUGCAGAAGCUUUAGACCGGGCUUUGGAGAUUUUAAGAACCACUGAACUGUACUCUCCACAACUGGGGACAAAAGAUGAGGAUCCACAUACAAGUGACCUUGUUGGAGGGUUAAUGACAGAUGGUUUACGAAGAUUAUCAGGGAAUGAAUACAUAUUGUCAGCAAAACAGACUCAUCAGGUCGCUGGCAGUCUGAGCUCUCCGAUCUCCCUCAAUGACAUCCCCCCUCGGAUAACACAGGCAAUGGAAAAUGAGGAACAGUGGGAUUUUGAUAUCUUUGAACUUGAGGCUGCCACCCAUAAAAGGCCUUUGGUUUAUCUGGGUCUCAAAAUAUUUGCUCGCUUUGGAAUCUGUGAAUUCCUAAACUGCUCAGAAUCCACUCUGAGGUCAUGGUUACAAGUUAUUGAGGCUAACUACCAUUCCUCCAAUUCCUACCAUAAUUCUACUCAUUCAGCAGAUGUGCUGCAUGCUACUGCUUACUUCUUGUCUAAAGAAAGAGUGAAGCAAACUCUGGAUCCGAUUGAUGAGGUUGCUGCGCUCAUUGCUGCCACAGUCCAUGACGUGGAUCACCCAGGAAGAACAAACUCCUUCCUGUGCAAUGCUGGCAGCGAGCUCGCAAUUCUCUACAACGACACGGCGGUGCUGGAGAGCCAUCAUGCUGCCCUGGCUUUCCAGCUCACCACCCGGGAUGGCAAAUGCAAUAUAUUCAAAAACAUGGAGAGGAAUGAGUAUCGAACCCUUCGCCAAGUCAUUAUUGACAUGGUCUUAGCAACAGAAAUGACAAAGCACUUUGAGCAUGUCAACAAGUUUGUCAACAGCAUUAAUAAACCCUUGGCAGCGCUAGAAGAAAAUGGGAAUAAUGGUGAUGGAGAGUCAAUCAAAACUGUUCUCAGGUCUCCUGAAAACCGUAUCCUUAUCAAGCGCAUGCUGAUAAAGUGUGCGGACAUUUCCAAUCCAUGCAGACCCAGAGAACAGUGUAUAGAGUGGGCCGGCCGCAUCUCUGAGGAGUACUUUGCACAGACUGAUGAAGAAAGGAGACAAGGUUUACCUGUUGUGAUGCCAGUUUUUGACAGAAAUACUUGCAGCAUCCCCAAAUCCCAAUUAUCAUUCAUUGAUUACUUCAUUAUUGAUAUGUUUGAUGCCUGGGAUGCAUUUGCAGACCUGCCAAAUCUGAUGGAGCAUCUGAAUAAUAACAUUAAAUACUGGAAAGGACUAGAUGGAAGGAACCUGCGAGUCCUUCGACCACCACCAGAAUAGCAGUUAGACCACGGUGUGUUGUUUACUAGCCAGAUGCAUAUUUAUUCAAGCUCACUUUUAUCUGUGUGAAUUCAGAUUUGUUUUGGUCUCUUCAGUAUUAUAGUAAAGCUAGCCCAUGCACUUGGGGAACUUUCACGUUCAAGAGAACACAAGGUCAGCAGCUGACUUCCACAAAGCACCAUGUGUGGACUCGGAUGAAAUAAGCCCACCAAGUGGAAUUACACUGGAUUGCUGCAGUACUUGUACUGAAGAGGGUUUAUUUGUGAACAUACUUCUGCGAUAUCUUCGUACCAGCAUGUGAAGCUGGAAGACCUUGAAGAAUCCUCAUAGAAAGGACAUUCACUAGAAGUUUAUCUAUUAAGACUCACAGCUUUUAUGAGAAAGCUACAUGCUUUUUAUAAGCACUUAAGACAGUUAUGUAGAACAAUCAGACAUUUGAAAUGCAACUGUCUAUGAAAGAAUUUUUGAUCUAUGAAAAAUAGAUGUACUGUAUUUUUUCACAUCACAGAAGGUGCAAUCAUUCACUUCUGAGCACUACUGAAAGUGAGUUCUCCUUAAGAAAUUUAGUAGCAAAUGUAAAAAAUAACACAAGAAUUUUUGAGGUUGAUUGUUAGCAUCUAUGAUUAAAAUGUUAUGUUUUAUUUAUUUUGUUAGAUGUUCAAUAUUUUCUAUGAAUUUAUAAAUACUUAAAAGCCAAAGCCAACUUUAGAUGCAUUAUAAAUUUACAUGAUUCAUACUCAUUAAUAUACAUUUAAUUGAUGUACAGACCUUUUAUUUUCAUAAUGCAAAUACAAAAUACUAUACAAUGAUACAUUUUUAUUGCACUGUAAGGGUAGAUGUGUAUGUUUAAAUAUUGUCUGAUUUAUGUUAAUUAAAAUAAGUUUUAUUAAAAAGGUCUCACUUGAGAAUAGUAGAAUAAACAAGAACUGUAUACUGUUUGAGCACCAGAACUGCAGUAGUUCUCCCACAAACCAGUGAGGACAACCUGAUCUUCUCUUGGCUACAAAAAUAAUAAUGUGUUGGAACUCUUUGUUUUCUCCCAUGACAUUUUGUGACUGAAUUCCCUGUUAAAGUCUGCCUUAUUUUAUACAGUAUUUCUACAAAGCAUUCCACAGCAUAUAUGAAGAGGUGAUACUAAGCAUCUAAUGAAUUUCAACAUUUUAUAGCCAAGGUAUCUUCCUCUGCCAUAAAAGAAAAAGACCAUAAAACCACCAACAAAAACCUUUAACUCAAGAAGUUUGUAAAGGCUGUGUACCUUCACAGUUUGAAUGAAACCUUCAUAACAACUACCAGAAAAUAAUAAAAUGUAUAUUUUAAGAAGUGUCAAGUCCUACCCAUUUCAUUUGAAAUGUAUAUUCACUUUGUAGUUUGCAGACUAAGAAACACGUGAAAUUCUUUUUAAAAUAACUAAGAUACUUUUUGUCUGGGGAAGGGAGAAGUUGAGGGGUUGAACUGGCACAAGGGGUGGUGAAAGGUGCUGUGUAGCUGGCAAGCCCCUGUGUUUGUGGCCUGCCCUUGGCAAGCCCAUCCUUGUGUGCCCUUGGACAAGUCUCUUCACAGCUACAGGCAGUGUCACGCUGUGUUCCACUGAAGGACUCAAGGAGUAUCCUGUCAGCCUUCUCAGUCGACAGAAAGGCAUCCAAAGGCACUGAGAGAAUUACUGACUGUCGUUGCUGCAGAGGCCAUUGACUUUAGAGGCAUUUUGAACCAUUCCUGAAAAAGCAGAAGCCGGGGAGAGGUGGAUGAUGGAGCAGUUCCGGGACUGCAGCAGUAGCAGCCUUAAAGGAGGCUCCUGUGUCUCCAUUAGAGGGAAACUGCAUCACACUGUCAGUAUCUCCUCAGCUUAUCUGCUGCAAUGAGGAUGGGAGAGGAAGUAUGGGCAUGUGGACAGGACCAUGUGGGCCCAGAAACUGUCAGCAGAGAUAUUGGCCAGAGUUCCUACGAUGGCAGAGCUCCGUCCUCCCACCCCAUUGUGUGCCGAGCUUGGUGAGACUCCCGGGAGAGCCGAAUGCCAUCGGCGGGGGCACACGGAGUGCCAGCGCUGUCCCCACGCCGGGUGGUGCCGGCUGUGCCAGGCUCUGCUUACCUCUGCAGGAUCAAACACAUAUUUUGGGAAGGAAUGGAGAUGGGCAAGCGCAGCAGGUGCUGCACAGGAUGGUGGCUGCUGGAGCCAACAGGUCAGCUGUGUGUGGAUGGAUCCAUCGCUGGAGAAGCCGCUCCAUGGCCCAGCCGAGGGCAGGAGAUGCCGCUGUGAUGCACGUCCCACAUGGGAGCCCCGCGGCCGUCGCCGGGCCGGGGCCCGUGAAGAGGCGCUCCCGUGAAGAGGCGCUCUCGCCCGCAGCCCCGUGCCCGGGGCCCAGGCCCUUGGGUCCCUUUGUUCCCGGCUGCAGCACUGGGUGAGGAGGGACACUGGACGUGCCUACUAUGACGAUAGUUCUGUCACUGUCUUAGCUGUCCUGUACCAUGCCUGGUGAUGACCAUGGUGUCAUUCUCCUGAGCAGACUGCUCUGUACUCAGCUUCCUGGCCUGCAUUCUCCAGUAGAUUCACCAAGCUGGCAACAUAACAACGGAGCUGUUUGGUACCUUGGAGUCCCACUGCAAGGGUGUCUGAGCACCUCGCAUUUGGCCCAGAAAAUCUGCCCUUGCACAGUCCAACGAGAGGGUUGUGAAGUCCUGGGGACUGCCGGUUCAGUUCACUACUUGGAAAGUAUUUUGCCAGGUUACAGCUCUGGUUUAAACACUUGAGGUGAAAGCUGGUGGUGGGGAGUGGAGUGGUGGGUUCACCAGCAGCCUUUCUGCAUUAAAGGCUCUGUUUGGAGAUUCAGACGUCCUCAUACCUCUGCUCUGAUACGUGUGUGUUACACUCUUUCAGGUAUCGACUUGAAAAUACAAGUGGGGCUCUAGUUUUGGCUGAUAGGGGUAAAACUUGUUCCAGUGGGUGGAAAUUGGACCCAGAGUCAAGGAGUACAUUUUUAAGCAAAGAGUGGUGCUUUUUCACCACUUCAAUGCCCUGCACAGGAGCUGUACUGUAGAGCUGCUGUUCUCUGGGAUGGCUGUGCCAGCAUCAGCAGGGCACACAUGGCCACCUCCUGCCCUCUGCACUGGCAGUGGUUGCUGGCUGAGACACUUGUUCCUGGUGGACACAAGCUGCUCUGCUCACUGGCAGACAUAGCAACUGAAAGUCUCUGGCCUGCUUACAGCAGGUCUGACAAAGUGACCAUAACAACCUUUUCUGCCCUGAAAAUACCUUAAUUCCUGGUAGGUUAAGAAAUUACCCUGUGUGGUAUAGCUCAGUGUUGCUAAACCCAUCUUCUUUUGAGGCUUGUGAAACAAAUAUCCAAGAGCAGAUGGUACUAAUCACUGCUGUAGCAACAUAUUCAGCUCCUGUUUUUGUGGUUUCUAAAGGCCUAUUUUGGCAAGACUUGUUAAAAGCUAUUUGAGGAAGAACAGACAAGCUUUUGACACACAGUUCUAUGUAAAAUCUCUUCAGUUUUGCCAACGGUGUUUAUUUGUAGAGACCCUGCAUAUUGUAGAGGCCACUGCCUGUUCCUGGCUAUUCCCCAGAAUGGAAACUUGAACCAAUGAUUUUUGUAACGAAUGUGCAAUAAAUCUGUGGUAAAGCUUC
Molecule: messenger RNA, 6649 nt
Organism: Corvus hawaiiensis (hawaiian crow)
Lineage: Eukaryota; Metazoa; Chordata; Aves; Passeriformes; Corvidae
Gene: PDE8A
Product: phosphodiesterase 8A
Exons: 28
Coding region: 751-3024 (757 amino acids)
Biological process (GO): signal transduction; positive regulation of ERK1 and ERK2 cascade; cellular response to epidermal growth factor stimulus
Molecular function (GO): 3',5'-cyclic-AMP phosphodiesterase activity
Source: RefSeq, a predicted model, not a curated record